AUGACUCAACGCGCUGAUUGGAUACUUCUGCUAAAAUGUAGCGAGCAGUCAGCAAACUGUGAUCCUUCACAAGGGUCCAUCAAGAGAGAAUUCAACUUCAAGGCUUUUGGAUUUGAAGCUCCAGAUCCGUAUGAAUUUUCUCAUCCUCAGUGGACAUGGAUGGAUGGUGGAUUCUAUGUCGCCUUUCGCUUCGUUGUGGCGACAGUUCUCCUCACUUGGCUCGCCUGUGAGAUUCCCUUUGAGUUGCGUCAACUGGGUCCGGAUAAGCCGGUACUUCUGUAUUUCGCCUACGCCACGGAAUGGGCCUUUGUCCUCUAUACCUUCACCGCCAUCGCAUUUGCCGCCUUCUGCAUCUACUACAGACUGAAUCAGGAUCGUAGAAGCGAGGAUGACAUGAUCGGAAAUAAGGUCCUUUGGUUCUUUUUCAAUCUCGCCGCCAACACCAUUCUCACCACUUCGGGCAUCUACUGGAUUGGCUUCUGGGACAGAGAUUACGGUAGGAAAUCUCUUCCCAGUUGGAAUAAUUUGCAUUCCUCCUUUCAACAGAUCUUUUGA
Molecule: messenger RNA, 555 nt
Organism: Rodentolepis nana
Lineage: Eukaryota; Metazoa; Platyhelminthes; Cestoda; Cyclophyllidea; Hymenolepididae
Source: the annotation of a GenBank genome assembly